AUGGUUAGCCGUAACGACUGGUGGAUCGAACGCUACCUAUUGGUCAGCGACUCUGAGGACGAAGCACUCGACCGAUUGGUUUCGACAAUGAAAUGGAGGAAACAGUUCGGUGUCCGCCAACUGACUGGCCGAUCGUUUCCCGAAGAAAUGUACCGAAUCGGUGCCUAUGUAUCGUUCGGCAGGGAUCGUGAGGGACGGCCAAUGUUGUGGGCACAGUCCCAUCGACAUCGCAAAUGCGACGCGUGGUCAUUGUUGGUCAAACAGUUUCUGGUCUAUCAAUUUGAACUAAUGGAUCGGCAGACCAGUCAUCAGGGUUGGCUGCUAGUUGCCGAUAGCCAUCAGCUAUCGAUGGCCAACCUGGAUGUCGAUCAUUCAAUGUUUCUCAUUGAUUGUCUACAAAAUCAUUAUCCGAUGGGUGUCCGCUAUAUACUCAAUAUAGACUUGCCGUGGUUUAUGACGGCCGUAAUCAAUAUGAUUAUCGGCUUUAUGGACGACCAGUUACGCGGCACUUAUAAAUCGGUUUCGAGUGAUGAUGAUCUUCAACAGUAUAUAUCAACCGAUUAUAUACCGAUCGGUUUGGGCGGCAAUUAUGCCAAACCGUUGAUCACUGUACCCAAUGGUGUCCGACCGUUGGCCACAUUUGGCCACAAUUUUUCAAGCAAACAAAUUGCCGAUAUUUAUGAAACAUAUGACGAUAUACUAAAUGAAGUACAAAAAUUUUUAACUAUAGCUAAUAACCAGUCGAGCMAUGAAUUGUUUGAUCGGAAAGACACGGAAAUGGUUAGCCGUAAGGACUGGUGGAUCGAACGCUACCUAUUGGUCAGCGACUCGGAGGACGAAGCACUCGACCGAUUGGUAUCGACAAUGAAAUGGCGUAAACAGUUCGGUGUCAACCAACUGAUCGAUAAAUCAUUUCCCGAAGAGAUGUAG
Messenger RNA from Oppia nitens, 930 nucleotides. Its product is annotated as motile sperm domain-containing protein 2-like. The record is from RefSeq and is a predicted model, not a curated record. The transcript has 2 exons. Bases 1 to 930 code for a protein of 309 amino acids. NCBI's taxonomy places the organism in Eukaryota, Metazoa, Arthropoda, Arachnida, Sarcoptiformes, Oppiidae.